AUGAGCUCGGCGUCGACUGAUAAUGCCGUCAAUGGCCCUGUAACCACUACUGUUGUAUCUUCCAGGCAAAAAAGAUCACGUCAUAAUACCAAUGCUGAGGCUGGCCCGUCGAACUCGAAACGGCCAAGAACUGACUCUACUUUCGAUGAUCUCUACGGCAACAACGGAGUUCCAAGCAAUCAGCCCGAGCGAGGAGAACCGAAGGGUCACUUGGUUGUGGAUAUAAUGGAGAGAGCGCAGGAUGUUCCGGAAGCCGAAUGGUUUAGAAGGGUUGAAGUUAAAGCGAGAUUAGAGGUGUUCAAGUUGCAAUUAGCGGGAAAGGCCCAGAGCGGACCAGCGGUCAUACAUCGGAACGGGAGGUCGAUGAAGAUACCCUGGACCAAGGAUGAGACUGUAAAGCCGCCGCCGAUGAUAUUCAAGCUAGAGCCACAAGAUACGAAUGCGACCCCACAUCUUGAUGUGGCCCAACCUCCGAUUCCCAUGCUGGACAACUACGACGAGGAUAUUCCAGGUCUUACUGCAACCAAUUCGACUGCUAUCGCGUCUACUUCUGGGCUGGCGGAGCCACUUGACAAGCGAGUAGACGCUGGGUCUGCCGUCGGCGUCGGCGUCCCCCCGGUCGCAACAAUAGCUAAUCUUGACUCGUCAGACAUGGAGAUAGACUCAGAGGUUGACGAAUUGGCCAACGACGAUGAAGGCCGUCGAUUCGUUACGCCGACAUGUCGAACCACGAUAGCAGAGGCUCCGCCACCAUUACCGUUUCUCACUGCACCUGCACAAGCCGUACUGCAGAAGCCGUCUUCUUCUUGUGCGCCACACCUGGAUCAUUCACGUAGGCGAUCAGGAACGAUGGCACUUCCUCGACCAUCCCAGGGUUACCACAACGCGAUGAAGCCGUCCUCUUCGUGUGCGCCACACCUAGACCAUCCACGUAGACUCUCAGAGGAGACGGUAAUCCCUCGACCAUCUCAUGAUCACGACAACGCAAUUGCUUCGUCCUCAGCCCCUGAUGUCCUUCGUGUGGCACCGUCUAACACACUCUCGCCACCCCAACGCCGCCUCAAUUCAUCGGGUCCAACAGUUCCACCUAUGGCUCUCGAUGCCCACCAGAGAAGGAACCCGAACGAAAGGAUUACCCACCCUCUUCCUGCGCGGCCAUCCACCGUCGCUUCCAGUCCACGCGAUCCAUCUCGCAAGACGAGUGCUCCUGGUCAUAUUUUUGGGUCUGGUUGUCCCGACCUUCCUUCAACUUCAGGCGCCUCUUCGUCCGCUAUGCCACCACCCGUCCUGCACACAAAUAACAAUUUUAUCCGUCGUACGGUUUCCACGAGCUCAUCCGGAUUUCGCAAUAAGAUCCCAAUCGCAAUCCCUAUUCCUGGUUCGCCUGGGUCAUCGUCGAACAGUCGCUCCACGUCCGCGCACCGCAGACGAACGCCUCCUCCAAGCCCCAAAUCGACACUCAAAUCUACAACGGACGCGUCAUCCUCGCGUGGCCCUGAGCCUCCCGGUCUAGAUGCGUCUCCAGAGACUAUCAUGCGCUAUGUCAAUUCGAUGUCCCUGGACGAGAUCAAUGCGAAUGAACAUAUGCGAGACCGCCAAACGCCUCAGCAGGGGUCUUCCCAGGCCAAGGGCAAGAAACGUGCCGAUAGCGAGUACUCGUCCGUUUCGGAGUCGGCAACAUCCUCGUCUUCAUCAUCAUCUGAGGAAGAGUCUGAUAGAGAACUUCCACGACCUAUCUCUCCGCCGCAGAGGUCACCACAGAAGGGGAGAGCACAGUCUGCGAGUUCAUCAUCAAACUCAUCCAGCUCGGAGGACGACCGAGACGAACCCAUCCGACCGCCGAAAUCGAAGCCAGAACGACGUGUCAUCAUGUCCUCGCCUCCUGUAGAGCAGACUCUUUCCGCAAGAGCGAAAGGCAAACGACGCGCCGUCUCUGACUCGUCCUCCAGCUCCUCCGACUCCGAAGAUGAGCCCACGCGUGGACAAUCUCGGUCUUGGUCGAAGGGUAAGGACAAGGCGGCAAAUGCGGACGUCAUCGAGAUCAGCUCUGGUUCUAACACCGAGUCAAGCUCGAGCUCUGAUUCUGACGCUGCCCAAAUCGCCCAUCCUAAAUCUGCUGCACGCCCUCUUCAUCGCUUCGACUUGAUCCUCCAAAACCCGAGAGGCCUCGCCCGACCUGCCGGUCCUCCAGCCCCAGCUGGCGCCGCUUUAGCUAUACCCCCUGCGAGAGGCAAACGAAGAGACUACUCGACUCCAAUCCCGGAAGUUCCGCAUGGUCGUGCACGAUCCUUACUCGUUCCACACUCGAACAGUUUGCCGCUUAUGGCGGUCGACAUAAAGGGGAGGUUCAACUUUUUGGCCAAGAAGAAGCAGAAGUUCAAGCUCAUUGAGCCCUUCAAAAAUAACGUCAUGCCACAGGACGACAUCACCCGUCGUGUCUCCUCGUCCACUAUCCUUGACGACGUAGCCAUUGUCGGGUUCGAGUUCCCGCGGGCUUAUAAGGCCAAGAAGGGUAUACAGGUCACACUCUGUCCUUUGGAUGUGUGUAAUGGGUAUGGUAAGAUCUUAGACGCACAGGGAGACACGAGAGACUCGGAGGAAACAUGCAGGAACAGGCUCAGGAAGCUUCGUCCGGAGCGGUAUGAUUUGACGCCGUAUCUUAAGGAAGGUGUACACGCUCUGGCAGGCGUACACUCGGGCGAUGGUAAAAUCAAGUUCUUGAGCGGUGGGGAGGACGGAUCGGUGCAUCUGUGGCGCGUCACGUCGAGUGGUACUGAGGAUGAGGCUGGGGCUGAGCAAGGAGUCAGAUACAAGGCUUCGAGGCCGAGACGGUUAGGGUUGAAGCAUAAAUCGGUGGUCAUCGCACUGGAAUAUAGGCAGCGAGAUUCCUCGAUCUUCUCGUGCGCGGGGAGAAAUCUUUGGCAGUGGGAUUUGGAGGGCGAUCAGGCGAUGCAGCAGCAAAAAGUGUCGAAUGACAUUUAUUGGAUUCAUACUGCGACCAAAAAUUUUGUUGUGCUAGAGGCUCAACAUAAAUAUCGCCAAAUAACUAUAUACGACACCCGCACCUCAUUCAAUCGCGAGCCAGACGCAGAGUUCGGAUAUACCUACGUGCGAAAGACCAAUCCGAAAACUGGCGUCCCUAAAUCCGAAGAAACACGUUUCGUCCAUGGCGCUGUGGAUCCGAGUGGGAAUUACUUUGUCAGAGGCUUCCAGGAUGGAGUUGUGAAGUUGUGGGACUUUAGGAAGACGAAGGACGUGGUGGAGACGUAUAUCGGGUCAGCCCACGAGGAGAUCGUACACACGACCUUCGCGGACGGAUACGUCGCAGCUUAUGGCGAUACUUCGGUCGAUUUUUGGUCGGUCAAUCGAUGA
Messenger RNA from Stereum hirsutum FP-91666 SS1, 3372 nucleotides. RefSeq lists its product as uncharacterized. Gene Ontology annotation, molecular function: protein binding. Lineage: Eukaryota; Fungi; Basidiomycota; Agaricomycetes; Russulales; Stereaceae. The coding region runs from base 1 to 3372 and encodes 1123 amino acids. The transcript has 7 exons. The record is from RefSeq and is a predicted model, not a curated record.